Messenger RNA from Eruca vesicaria subsp. sativa (arugula), 681 nucleotides. The record is from the annotation of a GenBank genome assembly. Lineage: Eukaryota; Viridiplantae; Streptophyta; Magnoliopsida; Brassicales; Brassicaceae.
AUGAGAGGCAAAGGUAGUUGUUCUCGUCAUCAAAGUUCUCACAAGGAAACGAGCAGUAAGAGUUAUCCAGAGGAGCAGGCUAGAUCAUCUCCUGGGAGAGGAAAUGAGAGAAAUCCAUUGCGGAAGUUGCCACAAGAGUCAAGAGAAGAAGAAGAGUUUGCGAGAAAUGAUCUGAAAAUAGGGCGGACGAUAAGUAACACGGAGCUGUGUCCUCACACAAGAUUAUUGAUGAUUCAACAUUGGCAUUUGUGGCUCCUCCAAAGAGGUAUUAGUGAGAAUGAGGAUCUCCAGAACCUCACUGAUGGGGAGGUUGCGGAAACAGAGACGUUGCAGUUAGAGGCUAAUAGAUCCCAUGCGAUCAGUAUUCAAAAAGAAGACACAGUGGAGAAGGGAGCUGGUAAUGGGGAGGUGGAGAAAAAGAAAGAGCCACGUAAGAUGUUGUUUAAGCAAACGACAAUGCCUGUGGGUACAUCUAGGAAGAAGUUUGUGCAGGCAAUUCUAUCACCACGUAAGCAUGCGCAGGUCAAGGCUGGUCCGUGCCAAGGAGAUGACACCAAACAGGCUACCGAUAAGGAACCUUCAAACCCUAAGCCCAUCGUCCCCAAAACUCAAAGCAUUUUUAUGGAUUGUACUGCCUAUACUUUUGGUGGUGGGAAGUCGUGGUUAUUUUCUGGUUUUUAA